CUUCUCUACUCUCCGGAGCAAUUAAUUCCAAGAGAACCAAAAAGGUGUUGCCAUGCUCUCUCGACCUCUGGCUUAUUCUACUUCUUCUAUUGCUUUCCUCCCCUCGUCGACGUCGUCGUCAUCCUCAACAUUGCGACGUCUUAGCACUAAUCUCGCGUGUCGGGUCAACAAAUCGGAGGCUCCCUUUUCAGCAGCAGAACAACUCGGACUAAUCGGCGUGCACCAUUCAUCAUCACAUCAGCCAUCUUCUUCACUUCCCCCCUGGUUCCGGUCCGCUAGAUUCAUAGGUACUUCUUGUCGUACCGCUAGUAGUAGAUCUACUCCUGUCUCCUGUACUUCCGGGAUCUACUGGUCCUUUUCGAGGAUCCGCCCAGCCGCCCCGUCACAGUCGUCAUUCUCGAAGUCGUCCGGCGACCUUUUUAUAUCUCGCCGAUUCCCAUCCUCUCUGCGAGUACUAAUACAACAGACACGAUUCUGCAGCAGCUCUAGCCACAAGCACUCGACGACUCCCUCGACACACACAAACAACACGACCACCGCCGCACCACCCGAGGGACAAAAGGCGGACGAAGAGGAAGAAGAGUUCAACCCCAUCACCAUGUCUCCAGAUCCGAACUCCGAUGACGCCUUCACCAAGGCCUUCAACAACAACUCGGCGUGGCGACGGUCCCUGGCCGAGACCGAGCCGGAGCUGUUCGAAUCCCUGGGCAAAGGCCAGUCGCCCCAGAUCCUCUGGAUCGGCUGCGCCGACUCUCGCUGCCCGGAGACGACCAUCCUGGGCCUGAAGCCGGGCGAGAUCUUUUGCCACCGCAACAUCGCCAACAUCCUGACCCCGACCGACAUCAAUUCCCUCUCGGUCAUCCAGUUCGCCGUCCAGUACCUCAAGGUCAAGCACAUCAUCAUCUGCGGACACACGUCGUGCGGUGGCAUCGCCGCCGCCCUGGACAACAAGAAGCUGGGCCUGAUCGACACCUGGCUCAUGCCGCUGCGGGCCAUCCGCCGGGAGAACCUGGGACUCUUGGACAGCCUCGACGACAAGGAGCGGGCCCUGAAGCUCGUCGAGCUCAACGUCCGGCACGGCGCCAAGGUCCUGCACGAGAACCCAAUCGUCAUCGACGCCAUCCAGGAACGAGGGUUGCAGGUCCACGGCCUCAUCUACAACGUCGGCACCGGGGAACUCAGGGAGCUGGACAUUGGAGAGGACGAUGACGUGGUCAAGAGCCGUCGCAUCGCCUUCAAGACCGAGUGAACCAGAAACCCACUGACCGGCGAUAAGGGACCUUUCUUUUUUUGGGGGGAGGACGAGGGGAUUCCUUGUUCUUUUUUCACCUACUUCUUGUGCCGGGAGACGUGGAAUUAUUGCUUCCUUGAAAGGCGAGCCGGAGAAUCAUCAAAGUAAAGUAAAUGUCAAAACUCUUGAACGAGACCCUUGUUUUCCUUCUUCGAUAGAGGUAGUCCUCUCCAAGAUGAGUGCGUAUUGGGGAGGGUGAAAUGACAAAAUGUCAGCGAGAGACCAAAUAUUUUUUCCUUCUGUUGCCGGUGGGUGUGUGUGUGUGUGUGUGUGUGUGUAUGCGUGCGUGUUGUCCGAUGUGUGGUGCAACUCACACACAAGUCUGUGUGGGAAAGUGAAACACUGCCACCAGAUGUUUUUGGGGGGGUUGGGAUGAGAGAGAUUUGACGAAAGUGAAAGGAGCU
Messenger RNA from Exophiala oligosperma, 1695 nucleotides. RefSeq lists its product as uncharacterized. The coding region runs from base 53 to 1249 and encodes 398 amino acids. Gene Ontology annotation, cellular component: cytoplasm. Gene Ontology annotation, molecular function: zinc ion binding; carbonate dehydratase activity. Gene Ontology annotation, biological process: cellular response to oxidative stress; carbon utilization; cellular response to carbon dioxide. NCBI's taxonomy places the organism in Eukaryota, Fungi, Ascomycota, Eurotiomycetes, Chaetothyriales, Herpotrichiellaceae. The record is from RefSeq and is a predicted model, not a curated record. The transcript is spliced from 2 exons.